This is a messenger RNA of Sinocyclocheilus grahami, 1739 nucleotides long. Its product is annotated as THAP domain-containing protein 1-like. Gene Ontology annotation, molecular function: RNA polymerase II cis-regulatory region sequence-specific DNA binding; DNA-binding transcription factor activity. Bases 2 to 694 code for a protein of 230 amino acids. The transcript has 4 exons. The record is from RefSeq and is a predicted model, not a curated record. Gene Ontology annotation, biological process: regulation of transcription by RNA polymerase II. NCBI's taxonomy places the organism in Eukaryota, Metazoa, Chordata, Actinopteri, Cypriniformes, Cyprinidae. Gene Ontology annotation, cellular component: nucleus.
AAUGAUGUGUUUGUUAUAUUCCUGUGUAUUAAGCGCUUGCUGUGCGGUUCGUCUGUACAGUAUGUUCUCCUCCACUGAAGAACUGUGUAGAUUCUCUCUUUCCUUUACUUUCGGUUUUCCUCUGGCCCGGCCGGGCGUCUGUGGGAAAUGGCUGGCCGCUAUGAAGAGAAGAAACUUCAAGCCCAGCAAGUACAGCAACAUCUGCUCUCAGCACUUCACCAGAGACUGCUUCAAGCGCGAGUGCAACAACCGUGUGCUGAAGGACCACGCCGUGCCCUCGCUCUUCUCCUCCAGCAGACUGCAGAUGCAGGCAGCGUCUCUGGAGGAGAGCUUCAGCGCAGACUUGGCCUUUCCUCUGAGCCUGCCGCUGUCUGAUGCAGCGGUGUGUCCGUCUGAAGCCGAGCCCGCUCCGCUCCUCCACACCAGCUCCUUCGUCUCCUGCGACCACAACUACAUGGUGGAGGACACGCUGCAGCAGAAGAGACGCAUCGAGCAGCUGCAGGAGCAGAUGGAGAAGCUGCGCAAGAGACUGAAGACGGUGCAGCAGAAGUGCAGGUGGCAGGAGAGGCAGCUGGAGCGCUUCAGAGCCAUGAGCAAGGUCCAGAGGGACGCGGCGCCGGGAGACAGCUACGUUAUCCUGCCCAAAGAGAUCUACGACGUCCUGAAAGGAAUAGAGACCAUCGGUGCGUUGUGAGGGAAGUCGAGCGAGAGAGAGUCACGGUUUUAAGUGGUUUUAGCUUUUCCUUUAGGGGUUUUAAUUCUUCUGUCAAUCAUGACUUGUGUUCUGAAUGUGUGUGAACGUGUUCUCUUUGACUGAAGGAGGUUCAGAUGGACAGACUGAGGUUUAGCUGCUGGAGGUGUCGGUGUCGGUUCUAGUCAUAGAUCUUUGUGGAACCGAAUGUCGUUUCAGGAGAGGAUCGUCCGCUUCAGAGCAGAACUAACUCAAUAACUGCGUGAGAGGAUUCAGGUGUGAUCGUAUGCAGCGUUGAAUUCAUCUGAUUCGGUCAGAGUAACUAAACCCUUUAGCACUUGUGGAAAUAGUCCAUGCGCUUGGAUGCCAGAUGAGCCCGGUGCACGAGAGACUCGACCGACGCUGGGGCUGAUGCUGACUCCGUGACAAACGCUUCAGUAAAUCAGGUUCUCAUUAUCUGCAGAUUUGUUGAAAUGGCAGCAGAUCAGUGUUUGUUCUGUUAUUAAAUGUUUUUUUUCUAAUUUAAUCCUCUUGAAUUUAUACUGACUAGUUUGUUUUGAUUUGAUUAAUGUACUAAGAUGACCAAACUGGACUUCACUAAACACAUUUUCAGUAACCAUAGAGUCACAUAUCAAAGGGCUUUGAGCUGUUCGCUGUUGUUUUUCACCCCUUACUGAUUCAUUUAUUAUUUACAAUACUUUAAUAAUCGUGGAAUCAAUUUAAGCCAUAUAUGGGUAAAAAUAGAUUUUUUUGCUGGGAAAACUUCAAUCAUAGUUGCCUUACGUCACAGUGCGUUGUUCAUGUGUUUGACUGUUUCAAUACAACGCUCUCAUUCUUGAGCUGAGCUUGUGCUUGAAUGAGUUUCAGUGUCAUCUAAAUGUCACGCUUUAUUACGGUCUUGUAUUGACACACUUAUUGGAAGAUGAUUGUGUAUAUAUGGUCAAUAGCUGGUCAGAUUUCCAAGGCACCACCCUUACAGAACUCUAUACCACAAUAAUGAAAGUUUCCUCUAAAAUAAGAAUUACUACACUCGGAUCAUAACAAAUAA